Molecule: messenger RNA, 7449 nt
Organism: Athene cunicularia (burrowing owl)
Lineage: Eukaryota; Metazoa; Chordata; Aves; Strigiformes; Strigidae
Gene: PCDH11X
Product: protocadherin 11 X-linked
Exons: 5
Coding region: 480-3560 (1026 amino acids)
Biological process (GO): homophilic cell-cell adhesion
Cellular component (GO): plasma membrane
Molecular function (GO): calcium ion binding
Source: RefSeq, a predicted model, not a curated record
GCCGCAGCGGCGCCGAGUUCAGGGUCUCUCCGCGCAACGUAGGUUACGCGGCAGGACCUCUGCGGACUGGUGCGAUUCCAGGGCGCGACUGCGUUGCCGUCCUUUGGCAGCUGCCAAAGCAGGCAAUUAACUAAACCCAACAGAAAUAAAACAAACUCAGGCUUGCCUAAAAGUUAGGAUACUUUUUUUUUUUUUUCUUUUUUUUUUUUUCCCCUCCCCUUUCUUGUCCAAUUUUAUUCCCUAUGUGGAAGCCGCUUACGAAUCGUGCUCGGCACACUGCACGGGAAGAAGCGGUUCGUGUUUUGGAUCGUGGAUCUGCUGUUGCAAAGCGGUCUAACUUCCAUGCAGUGGGGCAGGCUUCACUACUCUAAACGCCUUGAUGAUGUGCUGAGGAGCCCAUGUAGAUUGACAUCUUGUGCAGAGAAGGCAUUGAAGCUACCCUUGGUGUUCUACACGAAUACUCAUUAGUCAUUCUGGAGAUGGACUUACUGUCUGGAACCUACCUCUUGGCAGUCUUAUUAGCCUGUAUUGUAUUUCAAUCUGGCGCACAGGAGAAGAAUUAUACCGUGCGGGAAGAACUGCCUGAAAAUGUCCUCAUUGGCAAUUUGCUCAAGGAUCUUAACCUAACGCUGGACCCAGAUGUGCCCCUUUCCUCACCGCUACAGUUCAAGCUUGUGUAUAAGACCGGGGAUGUACCGUUAGUACGGGUGGAGGAGAACACGGGAGAGAUAUUCACAACUGCAAACCGCAUAGACCGAGAGAAGCUGUGCUCUGGCAUCUUUACUGAGAAUCGCUGCUUUUAUGAGGUGGAGGUUGCUGUUCUGCCUGAUGAAGUUUUCAGACUGGUCAAGAUCAGGUUUCUAAUAGAGGAUAUAAAUGACAAUGCCCCCCUCUUCCCCUCAACAGUCAUUAACAUCUCUAUCCCUGAAAACACAGCAAUUAAUUCUCGCUAUUCUGUCCCAUCUGCCGUCGAUCCGGACAUUGGUGUGAAUGGUAUUCAACAUUAUGAACUCCUUAAGCCCAAAACAGCUCCGAAAAGGACAUUUGGAUCCAUUACAAACGAUCAGGGUCAAAAUGUAUUUGGUCUUGAUAUAAUUGAGACACCUGAGGGAGAUAAGUGGCCUCAACUGAUUGUCCAACAGAUCCUGGAUAGGGAGCAGAAGGAUACCUAUGUGAUGAAAAUUAAAGUUGAAGAUGGUGGAAGCCCUCCAAGAUCUAGCACUGCCAUCCUGCAAGUCACAGUGACUGAUGUGAAUGAUAAUCGCCCAGUCUUCAAAGAGAAUGACAUUGAAGUUAGUGUUCCAGAAAAUGCUCCGGUGGGCACCUCUGUUUCUCAGCUCCAUGCCACUGAUGCAGACCUGGGCUCAAAUGCACAAAUCCACUUCUAUUUCAGCAAUCAGAUCUCCAGUUUGGCCAAAAGGCUGUUUGCCAUUGAUAACACCACUGGCCUCAUCACUAUCAGAGAACCACUAGACAGGGAGGAAUCUCCUGUGCACAAAUUAACUGUUUUGGCAAGUGAUGGCAGUUCAACUCCAUCAAGAGCAACAGUGACUGUUAAUGUCACGGAUAUUAAUGACAAUGUCCCAUCAAUAGACACGAGAUACAUCAUCAAUCCAGUGAAUGGGACAGUGCUUUUGUCUGAGAAGGCUCCCCUUAAUACAAAAAUUGCAUUGAUAACAGUAAUGGACAAGGAUGCUGAUCUGAAUGGCAAAGUUACUUGUUUUACAGAUCAUGAUGUUCCUUUCAGGCUAAAGCCAGUGUUUGAUAAUCAGUUUCUCCUGGAGACAGCCACCUUUCUAGAUUAUGAAGCCACGCGGGAAUAUGCCAUUAAAAUAGUGGCUUCAGAUUCAGGGAAACCUCCCUUAAACCAGUCUGCAAUGCUGCUUAUCAAAAUUAAAGAUGAAAAUGACAAUGCCCCUGUUUUUACACAGCCUGUCAUAGGUCUUUCCAUCCCUGAAAACAAUGCGCCUGGUACACAGCUAACCAAGAUAAGUGCUACGGAUGCUGACAGUGGGCGCAAUGCUGAGAUCAGCUAUAUCCUGGGGUCUGAUGCACCCCCUAUUUUCAACCUUGACCGCCGUACAGGCAUUCUAACAGCUGUGAGAAAGCUGGACAGAGAAAAGCAAGACAGGUACUCCUUCACUGUGCUGGCUAAGGAUAAUGGGAUGCCACCCUUGCAGGCCAAUGCUACUGUGACAGUGUCAGUCCUGGACCAGAAUGAUAACAGCCCUGCUUUCACACAUAAUGAGUAUAAUUUCUACGUGCCAGAAAACUUACCCAUGUAUGGCACAGUGGGGCUUAUCACAGUUACAGAUGCUGACUCGGGAGAGAAUGCUGCAGUCACUCUCUCUAUAUUAAAUGGUAGAGAUAAUUUCAUUAUAGAUCCACUUACUGGUGUGAUAAGACCUAAUAUUACCUUUGACAGGGAACAGCAGGGGUCAUAUACUUUCCAGGUGAAAGCUGUGGAUGGCGGAAGACUACAGCGUUCCUCCACUGCCAAAGUGACCAUCAAUGUUGUUGAUGUUAAUGACAACAGGCCUGUUUUUGUUAUUCCUUCGUCUAAUUAUUCCUAUGAGUUGGUUCCAACAUCAGCCAGUCCCGGGUCUGUAGUUACUAAAGUCUUUGCAGUUGAUAAUGACACAGGAAUGAAUGCAGAGCUCCGCUAUAGCAUCAUAGGUGGGAACUCAAGGGGCUUGUUUACAAUUGAUCAAUUAACAGGCAAUAUUACUUUGAAAGAGAAGGUAAUUGCAUCAGAUCAUGGCUUGCACAGACUGGUGAUAAAAGUCAAUGACCUUGGACAGCCGGAGUCUCUUUAUACUAUAGCUCUUGUGCAUUUGUUUGUGAACGAGACAGUCACCAACAGUUCCUACGUACAAGAGCUAGUGCGCAGGAAUAUGGAAACUCCAGUUGGCCAGAAUGUUGGGGAUGGUGAGAUAACCCCACAAACCAAUGAUUAUGUCAAGAUCAUCAUUGCCAUUAUUGCAGGCACUAUGACAGUGAUUCUGGUAAUUUUUGUUACUGCUUUAGUACGGUGCCGCCAGACGCCUAGGCACAAGGUUGUCCAAAAAAACAAGCAGAGUGGUGAAUGGGUUUCCCCAAACCAAGAGAACAGGCAGAUCAAGAAAAAGAAGAAGAAGAAGAAGCGCUCUCCAAAAAGUCUCCUCCUCAACUUUGUGACUAUUGAAGAAUCUAAGCCUGACGAUCCUGGCCAUGAGCACAUAAAUGGCACUUUAGACAUUCCUGUAGAGCUAGAAGAACAGACUAUGGGAAAAUAUAACUGGGCCACCACACCAACCACAUUUAAGCCUGACAGCCCAGAUUUAGCAAAGCACUACAAGUCUGCUUCUCCACAGCCUACCUUUCAAAUUAAACCCGAGACUCCUGUACCCCCCAAGAAGCACCAUGUCAUUCAGGAACUGCCUCUAGAUAACACCUUUGUGGUGGGCUGUGACUCGCUUUCCAAGUGCUCAUCCAGCAGCUCGGACCCUUACAGUGUUUCUGAAUGCAGCUGUCAAGGAGGCUUCAAGACCCCAGGCCCCAUACACACCAGACAGCUCUGAACGUCAUCGCAUCUGAUGUUAUAUACUGAAGUCGUACGUGUACACAAUGAUGUUAAGCCAGCAAACAUGAAAACAAGGAAAUAGCACGAGAAAGCCCUUUGUCCUGUCUCUGAUUGCCGAAGAAAUUUAUCGUCUGAUCUCCAGAGGGGUUUGGAAGUGACGAUGAACUGUUCAAGCUGCCCUACUGAAAGGUAUCAAGGGCAAGAAUUUUUUAAAAAGAAAAGACAAAGAAAUUUUAGUACAUUGUGCUAUAGUGUUCUAUAACGUAGUUUUGCUAAGAAAAAAGUAAUGUGACCCAUCCUUCUUCACAGUUGGUGAUUAUGGUAAAUCUAUUUUGCUUGUAAUCAUCUUCUUGUCCCAGAUUUUUUCCUUAUUUAUUUUAGUUGAAACAAUUAGGAGUUUUGUUUCUAUAAAUAUAUUAAAAGGGAGCAAUAAAUUUUAUUCAUACAUUAAAAAGAGAAUGUAAAGUUCUUUAUACUCCCUGCAUUUAAAACAAAAAUGAAUUGUUGUCACUUAUAGCACCAUUAUACAUGUUAAGAAUUAAGUGUUAUUUAUAUCUAUUCCAUAAUAUUUUUACUGAUGAUAUUGCUGCUAUGGAUCAUAAAUAGAAUCGAUCAGAUCACUGCUUUCUCAUUUUAUAGGCACAAUAGUAGUAGUGAAAAAUGAGUACUUCCGGCUUUCUUAUCCACAACAUUUUGUAAUAAAUGAUCACCUUUUAAAUAACUGGAAAGUAUUCACUUAAGUUUUAAAAAUAAAAUUUAAUUUGCAUUUUGCUUGCUGAAGUCUACAUAAUGUCUGUGUAACAGGUGGCAUACAUUUAACCUUUUGAAGUACUUUUAUUUUUAAAAAAGUCAUAAAUCCAGUGGCUUGGUUUUCAGUGUGAUAAAAGAGGAAAGAGCAUACAUAAUUUUUUCACUGUUAGCCAGCACAUGGGGAAAAAAAUGGCCUACCUUUGGGUUUUUUCCCAAAUUAUUUCUCUAGAUAGUUAACUUUUUUUACAAAAAUUAAAUUUUUUUACAUUACAAUUUUUUAUUUAGCACGACUCAUUUUAAAAAUAAAAUUUGAAUAUCAUAGCUUUGUUUGCAGGUUGGUUGCAAGUUCUUGUAUAUUGCCUCACAAUUUAGGGAGUAAUGCUUAAUAUGUAUCAUCUAUAAUAUUAGAAUUUCAUAUACAAUGCAAAAUCUCUUAGGAAGCAAAGGAGUAUAAAGAACCCUGUUUUCUGCACUUAUAUGAAGACAUGUAAUAUUAGUUUGCUAGAAUAAAAUGAAAUACAGACACUGCUUUUAACUGGGAUGUAUACAGUAUAUAUAACUUUCUUUUAAAGAAAAAGUUAUUAAUGAUUCAUGAAUUAGACUACAACAUGGAAUUCUUACACAUUACUGUAUGUUUGAUGUAAAAAUAUUUAUAGGCUUGUACUUAAUAAUCACGUUGCCUCAGUUCUUGGACUGGAGAAUGUCUAUCAUGACUGUUGCCUAUAGUUUUCUCCACAUUUGCUAUCUGGCUCUUUUAAAAAUGUGUAUUUGGCUAUUUGAUCUGUAAAAUAAAUUCUAUUAAUAAUGAAGUACGUAUUGUAAUUUAGCAUAUUGUAUUGCAUAAUUAUAUCUAUGACUGUUAUAGAAAAUUUUUCAUUUCCGAUAAUGAAAUCAUUUUCUUGGGAAGAAGUUUAUGUGUCUGUAAGACAGUUUUUGCUAUUUCUAUUUAUCACAGCCUUGCAGCAUUUAUGCUUCAAACUAAAAAAACUGACACUUGCAGUGGUUAGACAUACAGUAAUGAUAUUUAUUGACUCAAUGCCAUAAUUCAGGCAGUCGCUUUGGGUUGAAAGUUCAUUCCUGACAUAGUAAGUAAUUUAUUCAAGAAGUGUUGUUUAGUGUAACAAAGGUUGGUCCUGCCUAUUGCUGUUACAAUUGUUUGCUGAUGUGCUUCAUAGGUGGGUGAUGGGAAACAUCCAAAGAUACUUGUUAAGAGUAAUAACCCUUCAGCCUAGUAGAAUUGUUUGUCAGGAGGAUAGUAGGAUUUCACAGACCUUUGAUUUCUGUUUUUUCUUUGGUUUUUUGAAUCUUUGGACAUCUGUUCUUAUGAUAAUUAGGUUGGAUGUCCUUGGAUGAGAAAACUCUUAUGUAUAAAAUUAAUGUUUGAUUAAGAAAAACACCAAAUAAUUUCAAUGCUUACAUUGAAACUUUUUUUUUCUUAAUUGAGGAAUACUGAGUUAAGGUGCUGGACUACGUUAAUUUAAUCUAACAUCAAACAUGUAAUUUAGUCAUCUCAAGUGGAUUUAUAGCUGCCCUCAGUUUUUUCCUCUGGUAGUGAAAAGGCAUAGAUACACUAUAGCAGGGUUUUUUGAUUUUAGAACUGCAUUCCCUCUAGAAGUGCCUAUUUUCUCACACUAAGUAUGGAGAGAACCUUUGAUAAGUACCUUUCUAAUUUAAAUAUACCAGUUAUGUGCUUGCAGAGAAAAAUAUUUUUCAUCAGAUUCUUAGUUAUUUUGCUUUUAACCUAGCUGAAGGUCUACCUUUUUCCUAGUAUUUCACUGGUCAUAUCAUUCUAGACUAUCAAUAAAUAAUUCUAAAAGAAUAUAGGAUGAUUUUAAACAUUAAAAAAGUUACGUGUAUGAAAUAAAGGUACAUCAAGUGGUUGGAUUAUUAGUUGAACUCAGUAACCUCUCUCUUCUAGUUCUCGUGAGUCAGGACAGCCAAAUAUAAUUACCCUCCAAAUGUAAAUUUCCCUUAGGAAAAGCCAGCAACCUCUUAAGCGGCUCAGUUUCAUGUGUUUCCUCUGUUUCAGUUUUUGUUUUCUUACAUCUGUCAGUUCUUAAGAAGUAAUUCUUCCAUAGACUCUCAUAAGACUUGUUUAGAGAGCUCAUUUCCUUCUGAUGGUUAAAUGGGUUCCUGAAAGUCUCAUGGAAGCCUGCUUCUACUGACCAAAUAUGUACAUGUGCACUAUUGAAUGAUGUGAAGGCUAAAUGGAGGCCACUCAAAAAAUCCCAUAUUUAGUUUUUUUGUUUGUUUAUUAUUAUUUUUUUUUAAUCAGUAUUAGCAUCCUGAGUCAAAGCUAGGUAUAUGUUGUCGAAACCAACUCUGUUUCUCAAAUGUUUUAAUCUACAGGAAUACUAUUUUCUGACUGCACACAGAAGUCAGAGUAAACUAAGAGCAAAAAACACUGAGUUGGCCAAAUGCUGCUUUUGAAACUAAAAAACUUAUGAUAAUCUCACUAAACUUCUCAAGAGAUUCAUUCUUUUAUCUGGUGCACAUUGCCACCCCUGUCACCAGUGCAGACAGGUCUGUGUCCAGAGAUAAAGUCCUAGAGUCUGGUUUUGGUUAGUUACCGUGCUAUGUGUGGCUCAGCAAAAGGAAUAGUUCUUUAUUUGUUGCCAGUUUUACAGAGUAAAUUAAUUGCAUUGCUUCUUCUAGCCCUACAAUGCCAGCAGCCGAAGAUGGCUCUCAGAUUUGCUGUUCCGCAUCCUGUGUCACAUUGUCAGUGCCGGGGUUUCGCAUGGAUGUGUGUCUACCAAAGCUCAGUGCCACUCGAUCUCAGCCGUGCCCUGAUAUCGAGUGAGUCACUCCAAGGAAAAGCUAUGGCACACUAUCUGCAGUUUGUAUGAAAGCUGCCUAUCGUAUCAGAAAAUAUAUUGGACUUUAGAGGAUUUAAAUCCUUCUGAAUUUAAUUGAGUGGAGGACUGCUGAAGGGCGGUAGGGUGCUGUCAGGAACAAAGCUGGUUUGUGAUGUAAAUAGAACUAUUUUUUUAACACAAACUGUAAUGCUGCGGGGGUUUUUUGUUACACAUUUCCACUGAUUUCCCAUUUUACCAUAAACAUAUAUUUAUGGUAUAUCCCGAUCUUAAGUAUUAUUUGUAAAAUCUUUUUAACAAAUAUUUUUCAAUAUAUAUUUUUGC